UACUACCAGCAACCGCAGCCUCGCGGAUAUGCCAUGUCGGGUGUUGCGGCCUCGUCAUACCCUCUACAGGCACCCGCACACCCGCAGCACCAGCAGCAGCGGCCCCAGUCGCCGCCCUCGCCGCCCGCCGAGGAGAAGAAGCCCUCGCUGCCAUCCAUCUCGAGUCUCCUCGAGUUUGCUGGCAACGACAAGACGGCGUCAUCUGACUCGGGCGCAACCCAACCACAGCCCCAACAACAACAGCAGCAGUCACAGCCCCAGGCCACUCGCCCCGAGCAAUUCACCGCAUACACGCCAGCCUCGGCGCCCGCCACUUCGAGAAUGACUCUGCCCCCAACUCCGCCAAUGCACCCAGAUGUAGCCCACGACGGCAACCAGUCGCCCUCGGCCGCCUCGAACCACUCUGCUGCCUCGACGCCCUACUUUGUCGGUGGUGCCCUCAACAACAUGGAGCCGCAUCAGCAGCGACAGUCGUUUUCCGUGCCCUCGAUGAAGCGCGAGUCGAUGCAGCAGUCGCACUCCAUGUCGCCCUACAGCACCUCGGUCUACGGCCAGUCUCCCUACCAGUCGUCACCCGGCGCCGCCUCGUCGGCCUCGUUCUACUCUCCUGAGCAGCACUCUUACAACAGCUCUCAGCUGUACACCCAGCGUCCGCUGCCGUCCAACUUCCAGCCACACUCGAUGCCGCUGCCAGUACCGGUUCCCAGCCCGGCCGCCAACGGCUCCAACCCGUGGCAACACCACCACUACAUCAGCACGUCGAGCCAGUCGCAAUUCCCCCAACCACAGGACCGCUACAUCUGCUCGACUUGCAACAAGGCCUUUUCGCGCCCAAGCAGCCUGCGCAUCCACAGCCACAGCCAUACGGGUGAGAAGCCAUACAAGUGCCCACAGCCUGGAUGCGGCAAGGCCUUUAGCGUACGCAGCAACAUGAAACGACAUGAGAGAGGAUGCCACGCAGCCUCAAGCACUACUCUUACGGCAUGAUGUGCAAAGUAAACAAAGAAAAAAAAAGCCGCACCUAAUCGUCUUACGCAAUCGGCCUUGACAAGCCUGGACAUACUCGGAGUCUCUGCUCAUGACAAGCUUUGUUCUGUCAUAUCUCGCCAACGAUACCAUUUGCACGACUUCUGCAUCGGCGCCCUGGGGGUUUUUCCCAAACCACGUUAUGCAUUUGAAUGGAGUUUAAGUUUUUUUGUGUUUGUUUAACGAUAUCCUACUUCGCCAUCAGUCGCGAUGUUGUACGCUUAUUUCCUGUUUUUUUUUCUUUUUCGGUCAAAA
This is a messenger RNA of Exserohilum turcica Et28A, 1281 nucleotides long. RefSeq lists its product as uncharacterized. The coding region runs from base 34 to 987 and encodes 317 amino acids. Lineage: Eukaryota; Fungi; Ascomycota; Dothideomycetes; Pleosporales; Pleosporaceae. Gene Ontology annotation, biological process: regulation of transcription by RNA polymerase II. The transcript is spliced from 3 exons. Gene Ontology annotation, molecular function: DNA-binding transcription factor activity, RNA polymerase II-specific; RNA polymerase II cis-regulatory region sequence-specific DNA binding. Gene Ontology annotation, cellular component: PcG protein complex; transcription regulator complex. The record is from RefSeq and is a predicted model, not a curated record.